AUGUCUGCUCUCCGACGUACCUUACUCACAACUGCAUCUCUCAGACCCGCAACAACAACAACAACCACCAACACCCGCCUCUAUCAACCACUCAUCACAAACACCAAACUCUUCUCCACCACAACCGCAAGAAUGGGUGUCCACAACAUCAAGAACAAGGCUGAGUGGGACUCUGCCAUGUCCGAGAAGGGUGUCGCCAUCGUCGACUUCUUCGCCGUAUGGUGUGGACCUUGCAAGGUCAUUGCGCCCAAGAUUGUCGAAUUCUCCGACAAGCACACCAACGUUCGCUUCUACAAGCUCGACGUCGACGAGGUCCCAGAGGUCGCUCAGGAGGUCGGUGUUCGCGCCAUGCCUACUUUCAUGAUCUACAAGGACGGCGAGAAGAUCAACGAGGUCGUCGGCGCGAACCCACCUGCCGUUGAGUCUGCCAUCACCGCUGCUUCUGCUUAA
This is a messenger RNA of Ramularia collo-cygni, 450 nucleotides long. RefSeq names its product related to thioredoxin. The record is from RefSeq and is a predicted model, not a curated record. Bases 1 to 450 code for a protein of 149 amino acids. The transcript has 2 exons. Gene Ontology annotation, molecular function: protein-disulfide reductase activity. NCBI's taxonomy places the organism in Eukaryota, Fungi, Ascomycota, Dothideomycetes, Mycosphaerellales, Mycosphaerellaceae.